ACCCCUCUAGUUCAGGCCUACGGUUCUGCAGGGGUGGGAACCAGGGUGCGGGUGCGGACUCGGUUUUUUGGCACUCGGACGGAAUCUAGGGUGCGUAGCGGGCUGGCUGUAGUUCCUGGGCGGAGAGCGCUGGUGUCUGGGUCUGUGCAGUCCGGGCUGUGGCCUAUCGAGUGAUUGAUUGCACAGGUCAGGUGCGGGCUGCGUUGUCUGAGAAUGCAAAUAGUUGGUCCUCCUUGACGUCACAGCACGUGGCGCAUGCGCACGCUUUUGCGCAGGUAGUGGUGUUUUUCCCUCUCAGGUAUGGCGGAAGCAGCAGCAACCGAAUAGAGCGAGCCUUCAGGUGGAAGGCGGCCUCUUCUGGAUAGCUACCAGUGUGCGGGUCCGUUCCCUUCCCUUUCCUCCUUUAAGCCAUUUUUGUUGAUUACCCAAGUUUUGUAAAACGUGUAGCAGAGUAUUAGGUAAAGGGUAAAACUCGCCUUUCAACGGUGUUUGGGUGCACAGUUCCGGGGUACCUUCUUUUUUUCGUGCAAAAGUUAAAAUACAUUUCCCAAGAGAGUCAGCACCAACCACAGGUAUACACACUCAGUGGAGUCUCGGGACUGUAAGACUGCAGGGCGAAACAUUAAGAACCGAGCCCUCCUAAGAAUCCAGUCCUCUGCAUCCUGAAGCCCCAAGCCACCCUGUUCCUCUAGACCAGUGAUUCUCAGUAUUCCAUAAAGCUGGGACCCUUUAAUAUAGUUCCUCAUGUUGCCGAGAACCCCAACCAUAAAACGUUUUCCAAGCUACUUCGUAAUCAAUUUUGUUACUGUUAGGAAUCGCAAUAUGGAAAUCUGAUGUACUGGGUAUCUAAUAUGUGACCCUCUCUUCAAGGGUUCUCGACCCACAGGUUGAGGACCGCUGCUGUAGGCAGCUGUGUGUAGGUGACUUCAGAUGUGGUGGAGAGGCUACUGCGGGGCUUUCUCACUGCUUCGUUGGUUAUGAGUCUCAAAUUCAAUCUUCCCACCCCUCUCUCAAGAGCAGGAGCAAUGGUGCUCCAUCUGGUGCCCAGAUGGUCUGCAAGGCUCUUCUGGGCAUCUUCAGGAUGGAGGAGGAUCUACACCCAGGGGUCUUCGGUGAGGUUGAAGAGGCUGGGUUACCCUCGGGGUGUGUACAGCCGCUUGGCUUGCAGAGCGUACUCCGCGGCCCCUGGCAGCCCAGAGGUGAUGCUGACCCCGGAGCGAUACCCGGUGCAACGGCUGCCGUUUUCUACUGUGUCUGAGGAGGACUUGGCUGCAUUUGAAUGCAUCAUACCUGGCAGAGUUAUCACAGAUCCAGAGCAACUGCAGGCAUGCAAUGUGGACUGGCUGAAGACCGUCCGGGGCUGUAGUAAGGUGUUGCUGAGACCCCAGACCUCAGAGGAAGUCUCCCAGAUUCUUAGGCAUUGCUAUAAGAGGAACUUGGCUGUGAACCCACAGGGUGGGAACACUGGCAUGGUCGGCGGCAGUGUCCCUGUCUUUGAUGAAGUCAUCCUGUCCACGGCCCUCAUGAAUCAAGUCAUCAGCUUUCACGAUGUAUCUGGAAUCCUGGUUUGCCAGGCAGGCUGUGUUCUGGAGGAGCUGAGCAGGUACGUGCAGGAGCGCGACUUCAUCAUGCCACUGGACUUGGGAGCGAAGGGCAGCUGCCACAUCGGGGGCAAUGUGGCCACAAAUGCUGGUGGCCUGAGAUUCCUGCGAUAUGGCUCUCUUCGAGGGACUGUCUUGGGCCUGGAAGUGGUACUCGCUGAUGGGACCAUCCUGAACUGCCUGACCUCUCUGAGGAAGGACAACACAGGCUAUGACCUGAAGCAGAUGUUCAUUGGGUCAGAGGGCACCCUGGGAGUCAUCACUGCUGUGUCCAUUGUGUGCCCACCCAGGCCCAAGGCUGUGAACGUGGCUUUCCUUGGCUGCCCUGGAUUUACUGAGGUCCUGCAGACCUUCCGCACCUGCAAGGGGAUGCUGGGUGAGAUCCUGUCUGCAUUUGAGUUUAUGGAUACCGAAUGCAUGCAGUUGGUUGGACAGCACCUUCAGCUGACCAACCCAGUACGAGAGAGUCCAUUCUACGUCCUGGUGGAGACCUCAGGCUCCAGUGCAGGACACGAUUCUGAGAAGCUGACCAAUGUCCUGGAGCAGGUGCUGAACUCUGGCCUGGUGACAGAUGGCACUAUGGCUACCGACCAGAGGAAAGUCCAGAUGCUGUGGGCCUUACGGGAAAGGAUCACAGAGGCGCUCAGUCGUGAUGGCUACGUGUUCAAGUAUGACUUAUCCCUCCCUGUGGAGCGGCUCUAUGACCUUGUGAUCGACCUACGUACCCGCCUUGGCCCUCGUGCCAAGCAUGUGGUGGGAUAUGGGCACCUGGGAGAUGGCAACCUUCACCUGAACGUGACAGCAGAGGCCUUUAGCCAGGAGUUGCUUGGUGCCUUGGAGCCUUAUGUGUAUGCCUGGACAGCGGAGCAGCGGGGCAGUGUCAGUGCCGAGCACGGCCUGGGCUUCAAGAAGAAGAAUGUCCUCGGCUAUAGCAAGCCACCUGUGGCUAUGAAGCUUAUGCAACAGCUCAAGGCCAUGCUGGACCCCAAAGGCAUCCUGAACCCCUAUAAGACUCUACCUGAUCAGGCCUAACUGGAGCUUUUCAGACCUAACUAGGACCUUGGGCAUGCAGGGUUGGUGGGCCCGGAGGCCUCCCAGCUGAUGGCACCUGCAAUAGACCAGGUUAUUGACACUCACCGGCUAGGCAGGAGCCAGCUCUGAGCACCUUCUGGGCAAGGCUGCCUUUCUGUGGGGGUGAACAGAGCAGAGAGAGCUGCCUGGCCCUUCUCUGGUCUCCUACCAGUUUGUUGUGGACAGAAUAAGUGGGCGGGCGGGUGGGCAGUUGCACCACUCCCAAACAGGCCAGAUCUCACCAGCUCUGUGGUGGCCUGUGGAGACCUGCUUUGUUGCAUCUAUGUAGCAGGUAAUUGUGGUCUCACUCAGCUCUGCCGACAGCCAGCUGUUCCAUGGAGCUGCGAUUGCUCCCCGAACCCCUUAUGGCUAGCUUUGCCAAGCUGCCACCAAUAACCGCCCCAGCAGAUAGAAAACACUAGACAGUUUUAUUAUCUUAGGACUAGACAGAUAACUCAGUGGCUGGGCGAGUAAUUUCCUGUUCUAAUCUUACCAGCUAGCUCCCUCAUCUUGUUUGCCCCCCUGUCUGAGGCAGAGGCUCUAAACUCUAGGGGCGCCAAGACCUACAUGUCUGCAGCUUGCUACUAGCUCCAAAGCCUGGUCCGAAUUCUUCUUUCUUUCUCUCUUCCCUCUGGGACCCAAAAGUUCUAUCUUUUUCCCCUUCACCUAACAAUUGGCUUCUGCCUCCUUUAUCGACACAAUCAAGAACCAAUUAGGGAAUCAAUACCUCUCUCAACACAUCUCUAGGAAGAGUGCCAUGUGGUCUCUGGGAUGGAUCUUUCUGGGUGGUUUUGCCAUGUGGCAAUGUACUCUGUGAGAACUUAAGCAGAGUUGCCCAGCCCCAGAGCAGUUACCACAAUGACCCAGAAUGCCACAACUCAUUCCCAUGGGGCUGAGUGGAAUUUGCUGUCAUAUCAAGCAGGCCUUGGAUUGGUAACUGUGGUCCACCUGACCAGGCCAUUUCCUUGGGUUUUGUUUGUUUUGAGACAGAGUCUCUCUACCUAGCCCUGACUGUUCUGGAACAGAUCGACCUUUAACUCACAGAGAUCCGCCAUGGCUCUGCCUUCGCUUCUGCCUCCCGAGAUUAAAGGCUAGUGCCACUCAACACCCAGCUUCCUUGUUCUUGAAGACCUGUCUGGUUGUUAAGCAGGUUGUGGAGGGCUGUGAUUGUCUGCAGAGCCUGACCUUUCUGGAUAUGGGAUAGUCUCCCAACUGAAUUGAUAGGGACAACUUUCAGUCAUGUGGGCUACACACUCUCCUCUAGGACUUGGUCCAUCUCAUGACCUGGCAGUCCAGAAGGUUGAAUACACCUACCGUAAUUUUUUGCUGCUAUCAGUUUUCGGAAAAAAACACUUGAAUUACAA
This is a messenger RNA of Mastomys coucha (southern multimammate mouse), 4036 nucleotides long. It is a transcript of the gene D2hgdh, whose product is annotated as D-2-hydroxyglutarate dehydrogenase. The record is from RefSeq and is a predicted model, not a curated record. Lineage: Eukaryota; Metazoa; Chordata; Mammalia; Rodentia; Muridae. Gene Ontology annotation, cellular component: mitochondrion. Gene Ontology annotation, molecular function: FAD binding; catalytic activity. The transcript is spliced from 9 exons. Bases 978 to 2633 code for a protein of 551 amino acids.